This is a messenger RNA of Candidula unifasciata, 910 nucleotides long. NCBI's taxonomy places the organism in Eukaryota, Metazoa, Mollusca, Gastropoda, Stylommatophora, Geomitridae. The record is from the annotation of a GenBank genome assembly.
AUGUUGAAACCGAUUGAGUUGCCGAAGGUAUCCAUCAACGACACACCAUAUGGAGCACUUAUACAGUCCAUUCGUAGGAACACAGAAGCGUCAAGAAUCUCAGCCUUGGAAGCAGCAGCUGCUGCUGCCGCCCAGUUCCCCCAAGAUGACCAGCAGACCCCUGCAGUUGUCUCACACUCAGUUAACCCUCCGCCACCUGGGACAGAGCCUGUCACAUUACCGACCAGCGCACUCAAUGGACAGGCAUUUGUUGAGCAGUUGUACAGUCAGCCGCCUCCUCCUGGGACUGAGGGUGAUGAUAGUUCUUACUACACAGCCUCGGAGCGGAAGAGGAGAAAACGUUCCUCUAGUUCAGAAAGUUCUUCAUCAUCAUCUUCUAGUUCAUCUCGUAGCUCAGGGUCAUCUGGGAAGAAAAGAUUACCUCAGAAAACGAAAGAUGAUCCACCACCCAGAGUUGAAGGUCCCAGUCCGAUUCAACUGCCUCCACCAGAUGUGCAACCAAUCAUUGACCGCAUGGCCAUGUACGUCGCCAAAAAUGGAGUGGAGUUUGAAAUGGUUGUCAUGAACCGAAAGGAUCCCCGUUUCCAGUUCUUGAACGAAUACCAUGUUUACUUCCCCUUUUACAGACAGAUGAAGGAUAAGUAUCUUCAGGAGUUCGACAGGCUACGUGCAGAGGCAGAAAAAGAAGCUAACGAGGACAAGCUGGGAAACAACAGUCAGAGAAGUGUUAGCUUUUCCAUCAAAGCCCGACAGAGGGACCAGGAGGGUGGGCAGCCAUCGGGCAAGGCCAGACUGUUUGAGUAUGAUAGUGAAGAGGAACGGCAGGAAGGGGAAACCACUGCAGAAGUGACAUCAGGGACAGCAACUCCACCAGUGAAGACACAGAUUGAGGAAGAUCCACAGAAAGAAA